Hypomesus transpacificus is the source of this 1583-nucleotide messenger RNA. It is a transcript of the gene ttc1, whose product is annotated as tetratricopeptide repeat domain 1. Bases 102 to 1175 code for a protein of 357 amino acids. Lineage: Eukaryota; Metazoa; Chordata; Actinopteri; Osmeriformes; Osmeridae. The record is from RefSeq and is a predicted model, not a curated record. Gene Ontology annotation, molecular function: protein binding. The transcript has 8 exons.
UCUGAUUGGAAAUAGAGGCGGAAGAAGUCGACUGUGAAAAUCCUGCUAGCAGGUAGGAAUUUCUCAGCUAAAAACAUUUUUUGCAAUUAGUGCCGUUUCCAAUGGACUCCUCAGCUGAAACUGAUGUCCUCCAGGACAGAGUGAGGAGCUCCUUGAAAAUCUCAGAGGGUCAAAGAGGAGCGGUGGGAGGAGGAACAGGACUACCCAGGGCCCCAGACCAGGAGGAGGACUGCUUCUACGACUGUGAGGAGAGCCUGGAGUCAGCACUGGGGUCGGUAGAUUCAGAAGCCAGGCCAGGCAGUCCACAGGACCCUUGUAGGAGUGCUGAAGCUGGAGGAGUCAGCCAGGUCACAGAGACAGACGGACAGACUGGCACACAGGACCCAGGGACAGGAGUGGGCCCCCUGUGGGACGGAGGAACUGGGCUGGAAGUAGAAGAGUUUGACCAAGAGGAGGAGGAAGAGAAGGAAAGAUGGGAUGAGUGUGGAGGUGAAGAAGGACACAAGAUGCCGGACGGUGGGAGAGAUUCAGACUCAGAGUUGAAAGAGGAAAUCACAGCUGCAGAGUUUGAUGAAGAACACUUGAGAGAGGUGGAGAAAGACCUGACCGAGGAGGAGAGGGAGAAGCGUAGAGAAGAGAGUAUCACACUGAAGGAGAAGGGCAACAGUCACUUUAAGAAUGGAGAGCAUGCUGAGGCUGAGGAGUGGUAUACGUCAGCAUUGGGGGGGUGUCCUGUGUGUUACAGCAAGGAGAGGGCGGUCCUGUUCUCCAACCGUGCUGCCGCCAGACUACACCUGGAGAAGAAUGACAAAGCCAUCGCUGACUGUACCAAAGCCAUUGAGCUGAAGCCGGACUACGUGCGGGCGUUGGUGCGCCGGGCCGAGCUUCAUGAGAAGACGGACAAGCUGGAUGAGGCUCUGGAGGACUACAGGGCUGCCCUGCAGCUGGAGCCUAGCCAGGCCACAGCCAGGGACGCCUGUAUGCGGUUACCUCAGCAGAUCCAUGAGAGGAACGAGAAGCUAAAGGAGGAGAUGAUGAGUAAACUGAAGGAUUUGGGGAACAUGUUCCUAAGGCCGUUCGGUCUGUCGACCUCCAACUUCCAGGUCAACCAGGAUGAGAGCACAGGCUCCUACUCUGUUAACUUUGUCCAGGGCCCCAACAGCAACAACAGAUAACAGCGAACAGGACCAACAUAUUCCAUGAACUUAACCAUGGAUACCCAAACCACAGCUUCACCACUAACAACAUGACCACGAACAACUACAAGACUGACCUCCUACCCCUCUUCUCCCGCUCCUUUUCUCCCUCUCCUCUGUCUCAUCCUCUCCUACUUCUCAUCUCCUGCUUCUCUUCUGUCAUCUGGUCUGACCUGGUAACAUCACCCACCUACUCUGAUAUCCCACACUCCACAGCCUUUUAUGAUCAGAGAGCGGUGUGUGUGUACAUGAGCAUGAUGUGUGUGUGUGUGCUGGUGGUGGUGUACACAGGCAUGUGGGCCGUCUAGAAUGUUCUCUCAGACUACAUGUGAUCCUUGCCUCCUUGUGUUCCCUGAAUGUUGAGCCAUUAAAGCUUUCCUGACUUCC